AUGGCCGGACAGCGUGCGGCCCGCCAGAGGCUGGCUUGUGCAUUGAUUUUCUUGUUGGCGAUGAGGGAGGUCUCCGCCGCGCGGGACACAUUCCACGCAGCGCAUGCAGUCAACAUCGUUGGAAAUGCCAGGGAGGCGUCCUCUGCUCGGCAUCAGCAGCACGAGGAGGUUGCGGAUGCUGGCAGUUUUUCCAUAUCGACCAUGUGGGCCUCAGGGAAACAGAGUUCCUUGCAAUGGCUUUCAGCCCAUGUCACCUUCCGAUACAAGGAGCACGAGUCGCCUGCGUAUGUUGAGAUCGAGGGCCUGGACACAACGUACCGCAUCUUGCCGGAUGCAGUGGUGGCGACCGAGAAGAUCGACGGCAUGCAGACCAUGUGGAUCGCGGGGUGGCAGGCAUAUCGUGCAAACAAGGGCCAUUUCGGAUCGAGCCACUACUCCAAGAACGAGGCCUUGUAUUUCCGCAUGGAGACGAACCCGAAGGUGGGAGAGACGAAGGAAGGCUGGUUCCGUUCUGCAGGGCACCCGGUCUAUGAGCACAACGAGGACGGCAAGAUCAUCCGCUACUUCCUCAACAGCAAGGGCACGCAGAAGAUCGCGGAUGAGGAUGAGGUAGAAAAAUAUGCAGCGAAGUCCUAUGACCCCAAGAUGGAGCUGCAGGUGCCCGGCCAACCCCCGAAGCCCUUGAACGAGCCCGAUCGUGAGGUCAUGAUCUUGGUAGACACCAUGCUCGGCCAAGUCUCGUGUAUGGGCAAGCCAAACACCUGUGCUUUCCGCUGCUUCUACGACUCGGAGAACGAUGUCUGCGGCCCCUCGCACUUCUGUGAAAAGGUGGGCUCCAGCCCUGCCGACAACCUGGCACCUUUCGGGGCUGAACAGAAGUGCAGGGCGGUGGGUGCAGCAGAUCACGACGCAGCAGAUCUGGCGAUUGCCAACAAGCUGGAGGACAUCAAGAGAGACGUGUUGGACCUUGCAGAGAAGUUGGAGCAAAGCCCAGGGAUUUCGGAGAAGCGAUCGAGCCGGUCUUCCUUGAAGGCCUCCGCGCUGAUGUUUCAGGAAGCCAGCCAAAUUCUCGAUCUCAUGGAGGUCACCCCGGCGCGCCUCGGCCCCGACAGCGGCAACUUUGCAAGGGCCGCGGCGCGCACGGCGUACACGGACAUGAAGCACUGGCGCGGCCGCCAGGACCGGUUGACCAUCCCGCAGUACAAGAGGGCGGCCCGGGCCAGUGUCGCGGAGGUGCGCGACUCCCAGGACCUGUCUGUGCCGGCGAAGCUGCACAGUACCCUGGUGGACUAUGUCAAGAAGCGCCCCAAUAUGAUUAUCAAGUUCCUCAAGCAAGAGACCGACGAGAAGUGUAGCCUCAGUGACGAGACGGACGAGCAACGAGCACAGCUGGAGACCUUUGUGGACUACUUUUUGACGGUGCCUGGCCACGACGUCAAUGACUUGAAGGAUGUGACUCACGGGAUCCCAAAAGCCUGCCGCGAUUUUCUCGUCCGUGAGGAAGAGACGGAUGUCCAGACCUUGAUUAAGACAGCCGAAGAAGGUCACCAGUUGUUGUCCAACUCGACGAGCGCGGAUGACACCGCGGACGGCUUGAUUCAGGUGAAGUCGGAGCGCUUGGCUCGUGCCAUCGGCUCGGAUCGGAUCAGCCUCCUGGACACAUCAGAUCUCGCAGACGAGUCCGAGAAGUCCGAGAGAGUGCAGGAUGGGGGCUUCAUCUUCUUUUGCGUCUUCAUCUGUAUCCUUUUGGUACUCUUCACCGUUUGCUUCUGGAAAGUGAGCAUGCACUACUUCAACUCCCGCAACCACAAAUGCGGGUGGGACAAUAAGCUGACCUGCGUCGGUGCCUUCAUCUUCUUCGCCUUAGGGGGUCUUUGCAUCUGGGGCGCCUUUGCUUUCCUGUUACCCGUUGGCAUCGCGACGCUGGUAUUGGCUCUCAUUGGGACGAUCAUGGUCAGCCUGGCGGAGAUCAGUGAGCACAAGUCCGUGAAUACGAUGCCGGACUGGAAGGCCAUUUCUCACCUCGCCAUGUGA
Molecule: messenger RNA, 2034 nt
Organism: Symbiodinium sp. CCMP2592
Lineage: Eukaryota; Dinophyceae; Suessiales; Symbiodiniaceae
Source: the annotation of a GenBank genome assembly